AUGAUUUGCUAUGCGCUUCAUGGCGGCGGACCUCCCGAGCGAAGCGGUUGCGAGCUCGUGACGUGGCCAGCGCCGACAACACGCCCGUCAUGCACGAAGAUCUACUCGACGCUGCACGUCGCACUAGUGUGUGUUGUGCGGGAACGUCGCGCGCGUCACAGUUUCAGAACGCCAUCGACUGAGUACGAAGUGGAGAACUUCAACAUCGCGCACAAGCCGCGCAGCAUUCGUAAGAAGCUCGUCUCGCUCACGCUGAAGCGUAAGUCUAAGAUCACGGCUGAGGUGACGCGAGGCCUCGAGGACGGCAGUGGAGGCGGCGAGUACAGCAGCGAUUACUUGGGCCUCGAGGACCGGCCGACGUCGAACCUGGAGAAGCUACACUUCAUCAUCGGCAACGGCAUCCUGCGGCCGGAGCUGCGGGACGAGAUCUACUGCAUGAUCUGUAAGCAGCUGACCCAGAAUCCGUCACAGAGCAGCUACGCUCGAGGCUGGAUCCUGCUGUCUCUAUGCGUCGGCUGCUUCGCUCCAUCCGAACGCUUGAACUACGUGAAGUAUCUUCGUAACUUCAUCCGUGAGGGACCUCCCGGGUAUGCGCCGUACUGCGACCAGCGGCUGAAGCGCACCUUCCAGAACGGGACGCGCAACCAGCCGCCGAGCUGGCUGGAGCUGCAGCGGCAGAGCUACAUGGCGACGGAGAAGGUGCCACCGCUUAAGGUCAAGGAGGACAUCGUCAACUACGCCAAGUACAAGUGGCCGCUGCUGUUCUCGCGAUUCUACGAGGCGUACAAGUUCUCUGGACCGAACCUGCCGAAGAACGACGUCAUCAUCGCCGUCAACUGGACGGGCGUCUACAUCGUCGACGACCAGGAGCAGGUGUUGCUGGAGCUCAGCUUCCCGGAGAUAACGGCCGUCUCGUCCAACAGCGACUACACCCCCAAUGAAGGCAACGAGGAGGGCGUGAGCUUCCUCACCUUCCAGAAGGGAGACCUCGUCGUUCUGGACGAGCCCAUGUGCGAGGACAACACGGGAUGGCUGUACGGGCUGUGCGUGCGCACAAAGCAGAAGGGAAACUUCCCGGCAGACGUCACCUACAUCCUGCCUGUGCUCACGAUGCCACCCGCCGAGAUUGUCGUACGUAUCGUCGCCACGGCAACGCGUCGCGAGGGGUCGAUUGCUGAGUGCGAUCCGAGACCCCCUGAGUCCACGGAGGCGUUGCCAUGGCUUCGCUUGCCGGUGCUCAGUACAUGGGCGACCCAUCCGUCGCGGCGCAGUCGCACGGAAACGAGCUCACGACACCAUCUUGGAGGACCGCUGAAAUACGACGUGCUUCGCGACGAGAUCUACUGCCAGGUGAUGAAGCAGCUGACGGAGAAUCGUAACCGCGUGAGCGAGGAGCGUGGCUGGGAGCUGAUGUGGCUGAUGACGGGCUGCUUCGCCUGCAGCGCCAACCUGCUCAGGAGGCCGAAGGCCGUUCCUGCGUCACCGAGCGCCAACCUCAUCCGAUCGCCAGGGACUGGCCUAGACCGCCUGCGCACCGCACCAUCGCGCGUUCCUGCGCACGCGCCACCACCCGAUCCCGCCAUGGGACUGCCUGAGCCGCCUGCACCAGCACACCGGAAUGGGCAGCGGAAGUUCCCGCCUCAUCAGGUUGAAGUGGAGGCCAUACAGCACAAGACGACACAGAUAUUCCACAAGGUCUACUUCCCAGACGACACCGACGAGGCAUUCGAAGUUGAUUCGAGUACGCGAGCGAAGGACUUCUGCAAUAACAUCGCGAGUCGCCUCGGUCUCAAGUCUGCGGAAGGCUUCAGCUUGUUCGUGAAGAUCGCCGACAAAGUGAUCAGUGUACCAGAGGGAGACUUCUUUUUCGACUUUGUGCGCCAUCUGACAGACUGGAUUAAGAAAGCGCGCCCGACCAGAGAUAACGUGACGCCACAGUUCACGUACCAAGUGUUCUUCAUGAAGAAACUGUGGACGAACACCGUUCCCGGGAAAGACAAGAUGGCCGACAUCAUCUUCCACUUCCACCAGGAGCUGCCCAAGCUGUUGCGCGGCUACCACAGCUGUACUAAAGAGGAGGCCGCUUCGCUCGCAGCACUCAUAUUCAGGGUCAAGUUCGGCGACGACAAGCGAGCGUUCCAGAACAUUCCCUCGAUGCUGCGGGAGCUGGUUCCGGCGAACCUGCUUCGCGCUCAGACGCACGACGACUGGAAGAAGAGCAUCGUCGUCAGCUACAACAAGAGUGGCGCCCUCUCUGUGCAGGAUGCCAAGAUCGCCUUCCUCAAGAUCAUCUUCAGAUGGCCGACCUUCGGGUCAGCGUUCUUCGAGGUCAAGCAAACGACCGAGCCAAACUAUCCGGAAGUCCUGCUCAUCGCAAUUAACAAGCAUGGGGUCAACCUCAUUAACCCCGAAACUAAGCAAAUUCUCGCGAUGCAUCCGUUCACGAAGAUCUCCAACUGGAGUAGUGGCAACACGUACUUCCACAUGACGAUCGGGAACCUGGUUCGCGGCAGCAAACUGCUGUGUGAAACCUCGCUGGGCUACAAGAUGGACGACCUGCUCACGUCCUAUAUCAGUUUGAUGUUGACCAACAUGAACAGACAGAAGGGCUACCGACGAUGAGUUACGCCACGACGACGAUGACGCGUGGAAAGUAUGUCUGAAUAUAUACAAUUUUAUAUUAACGACGCUACGGACGUAGACGGCGACGAUUUCAAAAACGCGCUCACUCAUCGUGCGCAGCCGUCUAGAUCUGUUUCAGGGCUUAUGCUUGCAGUAUAUAUACGAUGUAAUUAAUUAAUAACUAAAACGAAUCUUGCAGAAUCCACGCUGUCCAAAGAACGCAAUGAAUGUAUCCAUUUCGGUGAUUAAUAUAAUAUGAACAGAUCACCUUGGGGAUGUAGUUGCAAAGUGGGGCAAGUUGCUGAGUGAGGGUGCAUACUUUGAGUUUUUGUUUAAUUGGACGUGCCUUGUGAGAUGUGUUUUUUUUUUCGAUAUGCGAGCGAGUGUAAUGAUGAUAAUAUCGCGUGCGAUUGCACACGUUUAUAUACAGCUUGCGUUUUGACGCUGUGCGUUUUCUACAAUUUCCGGGGUGGGUUUUGAUAUCAGGAUCAUUGGUGCGAUCAAGGGACCAGUGACGGAGAAGAUCACCUUCUCUUAUGGCAGAGGUUGUGUCUAGCGUCCAUGUAUGUAUCGCCUAAUAUAAAAUUAAAAGUCGAUAGCGCUGGCUAACUUUAAUAUCGAAGUGCUGCGGUUGGUGUAUUGUCAUUGUAACCGCGCGUCCCUUUUCGUCGCGCUUGCUGAAUACAAAACAGAUAUUUUCCCCCUUUUGUAGCUAGCGCUCUUUAUAUGACCUUCGUGAUGUACCCGGGGGUCCAAUCUGAGGCUUUUCAUCGGUUAAUAUUAAUACUUGGUUGUGAUUCGUCUAAAGAGAGUCGAAUAGACGAGUAUUAGACUAUCCUUUGCAGCGGUUUCAGUAGGAAUGUGGUUGAUGCUAGGCUGACAUCGGUCCGUCAUGGCCUGUCCACGGCCAUGUACAUCAAGCACCAUACUUCUGUGAUAAGAUAUCUCAAAAUAACGUGCCGCCGCAAUAUAGGAAAUCGAUUAAGAACAGGAUUUAUUGAUACAGUUGAAAUUGUAAUAAAUGCGUAUACGACCGAGAUACGUAGGUGUACAUGUACAAGCGUAAAGUCGGUAGUGGGAUGUGUACUCCCCCCUGGUAGACUGCUUAAUUGAACACUCGUCAUCAUAAGUUAAUUAACACAUCAAUGGUAGAGGCCUGUAGUUUGUGGCUACUGAUGAAUAAUAAUAAUGAGCUCGAUAUGUACGUUUAUCAACCCCCUGUAAUCUGUCGCUGAACAACCCCUACGUUUAAAAUUACGGCGGUCAGGUUUUUAGUGUCGUCUAAUGAGUAUGUGAACGAUCGUUAGCGAUGAUUGUAGGGCGUUGUCUUACGGUUGUGAUGACGAUGUUGAUGAUGAAGUGCUAUCUAUCUAUAUAUUGCAUUGUAAUGUAUUUUAUCGUAUUAAUUAUUAUAGUUUACUAUCAAUUUUAGGAGAUUGUUUUUAUAUAACCAUGCCGUUUGAUUUACUUUUAUUACUAAAAUUACGAGACGUUGCAUUUUUGACAUGAUUCACAUUCGUUGUUGUGGUUACUAUUUUUGAGAUGUCGUGUUCUUGCAAUAAUAACUGUAUUGCUUUAAUAACCAUAAUACAUCCUGACACCUGUGCAUGAUUAGAUAUUAUUGCCUCCAAUGGAAAGCUGACAAAAUAUAUACUAGGCUGCAGGCUUUGUUUUGCCAAACAAUAGAGCCAAUAGGGAAACAAUAGACUUAUUCUGUAUUCUAUAUCUACGGUCGAACGCUUAUCAAGCUAAGCAGGGCGCGAAUCACAACAGAUUUAUAUGGCGUUACUUGUUUAGUAACGUUAACGUGUAUGUGUUACGUAACACACGUUGUGAUUUAAUGUGAGAAAUGUGUUUUCAUUCGCAACCAUCUCUGAGGCACAGGCUACUAAGGUAUAUACUUUAAUGGUAUUAUUGCAUAUUUUUUGCAAGGAUCUAUUUAUACCCGUAUGCUCCUCUAUCGUUGUUCAUGUGAGGUCGUAAAAUGUGAGGUAUAAAAAGCCAGCAAAUCUGUUGCUUUCGGGAGCAGCUUGUAAACAGGUGAAGCUCCAUUAACGGUCGCAACUGUUAUUUUUGGUUAGAAUCAUAUUAUCGUGAAUCGGACACGGUUUAACAGGCCGGACUUGGGUGAUGGUACCUUCCGUUGUUGUUGACGCACUGUACAUUGUACUUGUGGGACCAUGAACAAUAAAAUGUUUAAUCACACA
This is a messenger RNA of Priapulus caudatus, 4829 nucleotides long. RefSeq names its product myosin-VIIa-like. Gene Ontology annotation, molecular function: protein binding. Lineage: Eukaryota; Metazoa; Priapulida; Priapulimorpha; Priapulimorphida; Priapulidae. The transcript has 19 exons. The coding region runs from base 1 to 2622 and encodes 873 amino acids. Gene Ontology annotation, cellular component: cytoskeleton. The record is from RefSeq and is a predicted model, not a curated record.